Molecule: messenger RNA, 1274 nt
Organism: Plasmodium vivax (malaria parasite P. vivax)
Lineage: Eukaryota; Apicomplexa; Aconoidasida; Haemosporida; Plasmodiidae
Exons: 2
Coding region: 200-832 (210 amino acids)
Source: RefSeq, a predicted model, not a curated record
GCUGAAUCGAAUUUGCAGUUAAGCUACCCCUCGCUAGGGCGACUAACCUGUGACGAGAUUGCGAGGAGGCCCCCACGACAGGCCACGAAAUUGCCACUGAGGGGUAGAGGAUCACCCGACUGGUACCAACCGUCGCUGACCACUGCGAAUCGCCGCUGACCACUUCGUAUCGCCACCAACCGCCAAAGGGAAGAACAAAAUGGGAGCCACUGUGAGCUACCUCCGAUGCGUAACCAGCAUAGCAGGCCUCUCGAGCCUGGUCCUCUCGCUGUUCCCCAAGCUGAUCAUGAAGAACCCUCAAGUCCUAAGGCCGCUGCUAAACAUCAGUUGGGGGUACCUCUUCGGGUCGACGUUCUGGCUGUGCCUUUUCUCGGAAGUUGGUUUGUUUAGGAGCCUCAAAAAUAUGAAGCGAAUCCCCAUCCCCGAAAAUGCAGAGGAAGCAAAAAAACAGUUAGAAGAAAUGAAAAGCAUGGAAGGAGAUUUCACCAGAAGGAGAGAAGACUUCCAAUAUUUUUUUGGUUUUUCAACUCUUUUUUCUGGCAUUCUCCUCUUAUCCACGGUGAGACUGGCAAACCACAACAUGCAGCUGAGGAUCAGCUCGACCAUUGUUGCCCUAUCGUGCCUCUUAAACAAUUUGUACCUUCAGAAUAAGGUGCACAGUUUGAAGAUUCAGAAGGAGAAUUUAUAUAAUGAGCUCAUUAGGAACCCCAAGAGUGAAACUACCAUUGCAGAGAUUAAGAAGAAUAAGAAGGACUUCCACAUUUACCACGGGCUGUCUCUCCUCUCCCUCUACAUUUCCUUCCUCGGCCUGACGCCCUACAUUUUUACGUAGCGCUAACCGCGUUGUGUGCGCACAUGCGUGUUAUGAUGCCCAUUAGCAUACAUCUCGUGGGGGCGCAGCGUGUGUGAACGCCGGCCAGCGAGACGUCCACCCAGUAUGCAUUUCAGCAGCGCAGAGGCGUACGUCGCGCCGUUUCCUAUUCAUAUCGUUGCUCCACUUCGUCGCUUCUUUACGUCGUCGCUUCUUUACGUCGCCGCCCCUUCACUGCUUCCCCUCCUUGCUUGUGCAACGAAAGCUCGCCUCCUCCCCUCCGUGCGCAUUACCACACACGAGGAGAGAAGGCUCGCCGCCGGACCCAGAACUAACCCUUUUCAGCAAAAUGAAACUUCCCCAUUUUGCCUAAAUUAUAUAUGUUAUCGUUUUUUUCCCGAAGAGGGGCUAAACGUACCCCGUGCGGCUAUACCAUUUUGGUGAGUCGCGAUGAGAAAUUUUC